Messenger RNA from Pseudo-nitzschia multistriata, 3049 nucleotides. Lineage: Eukaryota; Bacillariophyta; Bacillariophyceae; Bacillariales; Bacillariaceae. The record is from the annotation of a GenBank genome assembly.
AGCCUCAUUUAGAUUCAAUAAUACAUCAAAAUACUUCCUGAGAGGUGCAUACGAAAGCAAGUGUAGCUUGAGUUUAGCGUCGCAUUGGCUACGAAAACAAGAGAGUCAACACUAACACUAACAUCAGAAACAGUUUUAAACCAUUGUCAUUGGGGUUGGUAUCACUCAGUAAGAGCAGCUAACGACCAGCACGAACGGAUCAGGAAUCAACAAUAUCGAAGCCAAUCGAAUUGCAAGGCCGACAAAAAUAAUGACAGGUGUUUCGUUCAGAAACUCGUUGCUUUCACGGCGCGUCUACGAAUACAUUUGCGGUCGCAACGUUCGACGGAAUUUUCGUUCUUGGGACUGUGGGUUUCAUGCGCUUGGCAGCAUCGACCUAAUGAUAAAAGAUCCAAGAACUCUAUCCCCUCUUCAACGUUGGAACCAGCUCGGUUCGCACGGUCACGUCCGGUGCCAAGAUCGCUCUCGGCGUGCUCUGUCAUCUUUCACUUCAGGAUCAUCGGAAGAAGAAAAUCUUCGACACAACGAGGAGAACCACAAACGGCAAAGACGACGGCAGCAACAACUACCACCAGUUCUAGAUCCUAUAGAACAAGCUCUAGCAGAGCUUCCUAAAGGGGCCCAAAUCCAUCUUGACUUUUUCGGAGAGCCUGUCACAUUUCUCGAAGGUGGUGGUGGAAUUGAUCAUACCAGCGAUGUUGAAGCUGCCGUAGCUUCCCUCGAUGGAUUUUUGAUCGGCAUUGUUUCAAAGGGAAAGGCAUUUACGGGGGGAGGAGAAGAAAUGGGAAUGAACGCUCAAGCCUAUCAUUCAGCAGCACUAGCAUGGUCUGAGUUGAUUCGCUAUGCUGCUGUUUGGAACAACUAUGAUUCUCCCGCUAGACCAUGCUGUUGUCCCAUGUUGAUUCAUGCGGCUGUUGCUCCUGUGUUAGCUCAGUCUGGAGCAGCAUAUGUUCACCACCUCGAUCAGAUACUCGAGCACGUUGAUGCUGGAGUGGAGCGUUUAKAGCAACCGAUAUCAUUGAUUGCUUUGGCCGAGAAAGCAGUUGCUGUGUUAGAGGAUGAACACAAUCAUGGCGACGAUUCCGCAACCGCAUUGCCCUCGUUGACACCUCGAGAAGUGACCCACCUGACGGCACUCAAAUGUUUACUCCGCAACGACCAUCGACGAGCCAUGAUGGUGCUGUAUAGGCAUGUUGUGGUCUGUCCCGGUGAUGCAUUGGCACUUAGUUUGUUACUGGACGUUUGUCACACACUGGGAGAUUCUCAGGUAGCCCUCCGAGGCGCGUCGGCGGUUGCAUCGUAUUGGAACGAACGAAAGGGAGGUAUGAUUCGGCCUUCCAUUCCGGGUUACAAUACGGUCUCUGCGGCAAUUGCAGUGGGAUUGGCCGUUGGAGGACGUCGAUCCGAAGCAGAGCCACUAGCAGAGGCCGUCCGUGAAAAAGGAGAAAAAUUAGCGGGUGGAAUGGCAACUUGGGCUUUGGCACACGUUUUUGAUGCAGAAGGACGCACCGCUGAGGGCAUCAGUGCCUGUGCCAACAACGACGGAUCCGUCCAUUACGAAGCUUGUGGAUUUUUAAUGUUUGAUGUAGUUUUGGCUGGAUACGGAGUUCGUUUUGCCUUGGAUCGAGAAGAACGGGGAAGAGGCCGAAGCCCUGCUUUGCGUCUAUACGACACUAACUACGAAGGAAUUCUCGAGGGUUCUGGUUUCUCUCGGGGGAUCUUACACGAUGAGCCUCACCGAAGAGCUCCUAUUGGUUGGCGACGAUCGAAGUUCGAGAAAUCUAAUCGAGCUCAAGCCUUUAUGGCGGAGGUUUUUGGAAAGGAACAGCGGAAGGCCGUGGAAGAAGCUCGCUUGAAGAAAGAUGCGCAGUCGAAUUCCAGCGCUGGCGAGAUCGUGUCUCAGGAAGAGCGUGUCGAUGGGAACGACUUGGAACCAAGUGAUGUUAUGAACAUAUCUUCCUCAUUGCAAACGGGAGACUGGAAGUAUUCAAUGGAAGACGUUUUAACAUGGUUACCCCCUACACCGCAAUUUCUAUCCGAUGCAACCUUGCUUUUGCUUCGCUUUACAUUGAAUGGCACUCUAUCAUCUUCGAAUUAUCGGUGGGAAAACUUGCGGAACGCGUGGUCUGUCUACUUAGAAAUCAAUAGUAGAUACAACAAGGGAAGGAAAGACUCUGGAAUAAGCUCCGCUUUAGAAUUCUAUCCGAUCGCAUGUGCGGCUGCCUCGCUCGUUGUGAACCCCCAUGUUGUAGGUGAAUUGCCAGGUGCUGGUGGUCGACUUCAAGAUGGAUUGCACAAAAUGGGAGAACUCUUGAAUCUAGGCAAUGUUGUGGUUCCCAUCAACGACGAUGAUCCAAACGAUAGUGCCAGAGAUGGCGAUAAUGCUAAUUAUCUGAGCACCAUACUGUUCAAAGAAAUCGUUGCAGACAAGGAACCCGACUUCUGGUUGCCUGUUGUAGAAGAAACCAGACGAGAAGAAUGGAAAACGGUGUUGAAACUCCUUUCCUCUGCCAUCGACGGCAUUUACGAUCCGACUGGAGAAGACGAUCAUGACAUCAUGAAAGCGACUCUCUCUUCAGGCUUUCAAGGCUGGGAGUUCGACGUACGGCCGUUUCUGGAACACGCUGUGGUUUACGCAGCUUGCAAAUGCGGGGACUAUGAAAGCCUCUCUAUUGCGCGUUCAAUCUGUAGUAGAGGAGUGACGUUGCGUCCAAACUCGCCUGAGGAAUGGUGGAGGUAUAGCAUCGUCCUUGGACUACUUGGUGACGAAAAGGCAUCAGAAGAUGCAUUGAACGCGAGUCACUCAUUCGGCGGUGGGCAAGGAACCAAGCUUGACUAGUAUUGUUUCACGAGAUGGAUCAAAAAGUAUUGCCGACCAUUGAUCAUGUUUUGUCGAAACCCGGCUUUACUCUGGCGUGGCACAUACCCGAGAAAGAAGUAAUACGGCACUUCCGAGAAAUGCAUCGUCUUGUUAUUUAAUGGCUCAAAACAUACUUUGGAUACUAGUAGGCGAAGACGUCCAAGUGGAGAAUAUAAUCUUAGCGUUCUA